AAUGGGGGCUCUUGUUGCAACCUCUUGAUUGGACAGGGGCAGAGUAGACAAAAAAUCUUCCUACUGCACCUCCCACCGCUGAGUGAAAUCAUUGAGCAAAUGAGUUAAUAUUGACUGAGUGAGCAAUUGUGGCUUUGGCUGCAGUCAAAUAUUUUCCAUUAGCAUGUGUUGGAUGACCAGAGACUGCGAUUUAUAGCUGAUCUCUUGAGGUGUUAGGGGAGAGACAAGUUUAGUCAAAUUGAUAGUCAUAUCCAUGCAAUCUCAUGUGGGUCAACAUGGGUUUUCUGCCAACAUAAAUAGAUGCUUUGACCACCUAUUGUCACAUUGGUUUAGUGUGAUGUACAGAACACUGGCGGCAGUCAAAGAUCCAGACUAAGAGACAAACGUGUACAUACCUUGCUCAUGUUGCACAAAGGUAGCGUGCCCUAGCAGUCUGCGUGUGGCCUGUCAAAGUCGGAUACACUGCAGCCACCUUUGACCUGUCCUCCCCCCACCUAGAUCUUGAAUCUAUACACUCACAUAUUCACAUUUAAACUACAAGGUCAACGUUAAGCGAACACUCAAAACACUUUAGUGAAGCAUUUGGUUGGUACAAUCCGCUUUGUAUUAUUUGCUUUCCCAUCUUGCUCGAGCAAACAGCUUAAGCAAGAGCUAUCAGUCUCCGAUAGUAUGGUUCUAUAUAUAGACGGGCCCUGUGACUGAGCUGGAACUAGGUGUCAGAUUCCAGUCGCACUCAUCCGUCCUGGCUGGAUCAGCACCUGCUGCUAACUAUAAACCCACCCUGCCCAGCGUUCAAAAGAAAGCCAAUGCCCACCCGCACAGCUCAGCUUGGAGAAGAAAAGUGAAGAGCCAGCGUAGGCUCUGAAGGCACUUUGACCAAGGCCAACUCAAAAGGGAGGGGCAGAAAUGAAGACGGGAGGAUGCAACGUGCCGGCAAGAGAUGCCCGCGUUGCUUUUUUAUAUUGAAGCCUGACCCACCCGACUGCAUUGCUCUGAAGCAGUGAGGCUCAGUCACAUUUGGGCUCGACAAAGCUGCUCGUCCUCACUUGUUGAACUCUGAGACUCGAAGAGUGCCGUGGAUUUAAGAGACACUUCCCCGGAUCACUGGCAAACAUUGCUAUAUAGAGCAACUUGAUGCCCUUUGGAAAAUACCAAUCUUUCUUUCCUAAGUCCAGGAAGAGAACCAAAAGCAGAAUUGGAGACAGACUGGACGGCCAGACUUCGAUGCUUGUGGACUAGUGAUGGACAGCUGGACUCUUCAAGAGGACAGCUACCCAUUGCUGCGCAGUAUACCUCGCACACCUUUUUCCUUGUACCAUCGUGACAGCACCCCUAACCACGUUGAAAUUUUUGACAUUAUAAGUUCUCCGAGUCAACGCGGUGCCAUCUCUGAGACCACUUGUUUGUGUGACAUAUUUGGGGAUGAUUUUGAGUCACCCUCGGCCUCCAACAGUCCGGCCGUAGGAUCAUUUGUCCAUUCCAUGACCGAGGUGGAGAGGAUAACGGUCACGUCGCCCCUCGUGGAUGAUUUGAAUGACUCCUCAGGCUCAUACCACACAGCACCGGGCUCCAUUGAAGGAGAAGGGGAGUCUGACGUCGCAACAGAGAGAAUUUAUAGCCCUGCACUGCAGGGUGAGUCCACUGAGUCCGAGCAGCCGAAGCAUAUCACAGUGAAUUCAGAACUUUCUGAAGCGAGUAACUCAAGUUUUGAGUCGAAAAAGAAAUCACCUGUGCCUCAGCUGAAGGCAGCAAGCCCUUCAUCUGAAUGUGAUAAUACCGACUUUGAGGAGAAUACCCCUUCUCUUGGACACAACAGCUCCUCUCUCCUCUGUUCACAGGAAUUAGUCCCAGUUUUGUGUGAUUCCUCUGUUGAGACAAGAUGCUCACCCUCAUUACUUCAUCCAGAAAGUGAACAAAUGAGACUCACUCCUGUGUUAAAAAGUACACGAAAUGACAGCGUGUCCAGCUUGUCAAGUCAAUCUCUAACUCCAAGUCGUUCCUGUGAGCCCAUGAACUGCACCAUCUCAUCCUCCUCAGAAUCAAUCAACUUCCAGUCUCAGUUUCAAGAAACAGAACCCGAGCCAGAGAGCGCACACCUUAGCAAAAACACUAGUCCAUCACGUGGCACCACACCCACUGAUUUUUCUUCUCAAUCUUCAAAUGUAGAAUCGAGAGCUGAUGUUUCAUCUAAUUUGACUUCACCAGGAUAUACAGAGUCCCAGCCAGAACAAACACUGCUCUCCUCUGAACUAAAUUAUAGUACCUCCUUACCUGAUGCUCGAAUGUCAUCUCCUUUAAAUGAGUUAAGCGGAACGGUCUCCCUGCGUGAUGUUUUGACCAGAGGCUGCACGCCAGAUCUAGAAAUAGAAAACUCUCCCCUUAGCUCUGAGUUGACCGAAUAUCCCAACACAACAGAAAUUGAAUUUAAAAGUACUGAGUUUGGCACUGCCAUCCCAACAGCUUCCACAAGAUACACACCCUCCUCCCCUGUUACAGCAUUGAGCCCAUAUCCUGUGAAUAGUGCUGUUGUGUCUGAAUUAAAGCACACCUCGCUAUCGCCUGACCUGCAGAGUGCACCGUCAGUACUUCACACAAGUGGGUCAAGAACCUCACCUGGACACUCAAGACCUAACUCUGCAUCUUCUGAAAUAAUCACCGAGGCCUUUUUACCUGUGAUUAGUUAUAGUUUAUCUCCAUCACCUGGCAUCAGAAGCACCUGUUCUUCCAUUGAGAGCACACACACAGCUCCUUCACCUGAGAUCAGGAUCACAGCAUCCUCACCCGAGGUCGAAAGGAGAGAUUUCAUCUCUGAAGAGCAAACAAUAUCAGAGUCUCCUCUUUUCGAGUGUGCCCCAACCAGGAGCAUCCGUUCCUUGCCUCAUAUUACUGAGAUAUCUGAUUCCAUUGUACUACCCGAGGAGGGAGACACUCCACCGUUUCCCGAGCUCUGUCGUCUCCCAACUCCUGAGUCGGAUAUCACACGUGCAUGUGCAUCACCUGCGAGAAGGAGCCCCUCCCCUAGUAGAGCAAGGACACCACAAGACUCCUCUCCUGGAUCAGGUUUCCCAGGCUCUGAGCUCCAGGCUGAAGUAUCUCAGUGCAGGUCGCACACAUCUUCACCUCAGUCAAUGUGUUGCACUCCCUCACCUGAACUAACAUACCAGAGCCUGAAUUCUUCACCUGAGCUCAGAAAUAGAGAUCCAUCACCUGCUACACCCUCUCCAGUAAACAGCUCUCAUCAACUUUCACCUUUAGUCAUCUGCUCUGAGUACAACACCCACUAUUUACAGCCUACUCCAGCCUUGGAGACAUCAGAGGGAUUUCACUCCUCCUUUCCCAACCAAAACAUAGAGUUGCAAACACAGAGCAUUCAACCUAAAUUUGAAUUGGACAGAGAAGAUAAAACAUCUGAAACGGAAAGCAGUUCCCCAGUUGUGCCAAUUCAGUCGCAAGUAUCUAAUCCACCUUGUUCAACUGAGGAGAAAUUUGACCAGGCAUCAAUUCAACAACACCCAAGGGACAGACUUACACCAAAGGAAAUACCUAUUGCUGGUUUGGUGUCCUCGUCUGUGGAAAAUCAAGGCGCUGGGUAUAUUAAUCAUUUUAAUAGGCCGACUAUUAAAAAUAGGUCAUUUCCACCCCAGUUUGAGUUUACUAAUAAGGAAAUUGUUCGCCAUUUUCCUAACAAGGCAAAAUCUCUGGAGAGAGAAGAAAAACGACUGAAUCAACACACACACAAUUCAUUGAAGUCAAAUUUUACAUCUGAUCAUUCAAGACAAAAACUUGUUGAAAGAGCAAGGUUUGCACAGAACAUGGCCCACCAUAUAAACAGAAGGAAAACUCCCUCUCCCCCAUUAACCAGAUUUACCCCUGUACACUUUAUAGAACCUGAGAAACCACGCCGACAUUGGCAGAACAGAGCCGCCCCUGACUUUGCAGCAUCCUCACAGAGUGGUUAUUUGAAGAAGACUGUGACAAAUAGGGAAAGUCCCGAUAUUGUCCCUCCUGGUAAUAAUAGUCAGCCCCACGAUGUCCGACUUGGGAAGCAAUUGGAAGUGGAGAGGAAAGUUGAGCUGGGGGAGAAGAGAGAAAGGCAAUGGGAAAGUGGGAUGGAGAGAGAAACAUACAGGGAGGGGUGGGAGAUUGAAAAGGGGGAGGAGUGGCAAAGGGAUGCCAGUUACAGAGGGGAACAGGUUGAGCUGUCAUUCAAUGACGAGAAUAGAAAAGAGCCUGUAAGUCGCAGUACAGCCCCCACAAGCACAGAGAGCUCUCAGGGACUGCCAACACUGCAUUCCUACUCAGAGAGUUUGCUUGCCACCAGACAGCCACAGGAACAGCAUAAUCGACUGAAACUUGCUUCUCAGCGAGACAAGAGAGGUGGUCUGACCAGGAGACUUCAGAAUCCUGCACCACAGAACAAGUUCAGUCCUCGAUCGGUCACAAACAGGCCUGCCCAGAGUUCGAGCUCUAGCAUGGGAAGUGAAUUGGAUGAGACAGACAAUGAGGUGAAGUGGCUCACAGAUGUGGCUUUUCGUAGCCUGUCCAGCCCCGAUGUAGAUUACCUUGAUGUGUACAACUCCAGUUACCGAUCAUCUGCCAACAUCUCCCAGCCUUCUACUCAAGAGAGCCCAGCGGGGAUCAGUGGUGCCUGGCCGACCUACGCUGAUUUCAGGGGUUCCGCUUCAAAGCUGGACAGUGAUGAUCUUUCAUUACAGCAGCAGUCCCUGUACCGGUCAGAAGGAAUUGAUCCGGUCCGCUGCUAUGAGAUGGGUAGCUUUGAGUGCAUAGAUGUGGCUGUGGAAAGAGAAGACACUCGGAAGGUCAGAAGAGGAGUGCCAAAGAGACAGAUUCAGUUGAAGAGAAAGGAGAGCGCGGAUGACAGUAUUGAAAAUUCUGCUGAGGGGAUCGAUGGGGAAUAUACUUCUGGACUUCCUGCGAUUGACAACAGCCCCUCGGUUGAAAGACAUUCCAGGGAGGCAUUGUUGAGACAACACAGUUCACCAGCAGCAGACCAAGAAUUCUACGCUCCCCAGCACAGCUCUGAUCCUGAGCAUAAUGAAAGAAAAUCCAAACUUAAAAAAUCUAUUUCUCUGGAUGAAACAUGCUCUAAGACAAAAAUGGCCACUUGCCUAAUCAAGAGUGUUUUGUCCAAGAAGAUGCAAAGUGGUGAUAAACAAUCUGAUGAGCCAGAUGGAGAUGAAGUGAACCCCACUUUUGGCGGAAAUAACACUACUGAGGAGCCUCAGGAAUGUGACAACUUCAAUUCCUCUCUAUCCUCUAACUACAAUCGUUCCUGUGAAGUGUUUCCGAUGAAAGAGGAACAAAGAGAUGACAUCAGACCAACCAAGAACUUUGUCAAGAAAUCCAACAACAGGCCAAGCACAAACAGCAGCAAUAGAAUUUCUAACCUUUCGCCCACUGACAACCAACUGUGGGGUUCUCAACAGGGCAAUACAACUGCAGCAGCAUCUGAAAUAAGAUCCAAACUUAGAGUGCCAUUGGAUAUCUCCCAGCCGAGAGGUGGAAUACAACAGAUAGAUGACAGUAUAACACAGCAAGGAAGAGAAGGAGGCAACUCUGCAAAUGCCAGCGCUGGGAAUACGCAAGUUCCUUCUGCUACUGGAGUCUUCGGCACACGAGCCAGGAUGACAAGCCAAUAUCAAGCAUGUGAAAACACAGAGGUCCAUAAACAAGUGCAACAGGGUAACAAGAGUUGCCACAUGACACAGGAAACUGAGGAGACUAUAUUUCAAGGGGGCAAGAAAAAGAAAGCCUCUCUCAAUGUCUGCCUUACACCUGAGGCAGAAAAAAAUCGAGACACAUCUUCACCAGAUGUGCAUUUCAGACAGCAAGAAGAAAAGAUCAAAGAGACCAAUGUGGACCCCAAAACAAAGGAGGACGAAAGGAAUGAGAACAAUAAAGCGAAGGGCCUUAUCCACAAAGUUAGAGACGUCAGGAAACUUGUAAAGAAUACAUAUAAUCUCUCCUUCAAAGCGACCAGUCGUGCAUCGCCCUCGGAUAUUACUGACGAAAGGAUCGAACAUUUGAAUGAGACAAAAAAGGAUGGAAUUAAGGAGGAUUCAGAAGAAAAGCUCGAAGGACUUAAAGCAGAGUUAUGUCAGGAGAGGACAAAUAAAUGCAUGGUGGAGAGGCGAGAGGGAAAAAGAGAGGAGGGGAAAGAUGAAAGCUUGUCUACGUUAUGCUCACCUCUACCGAAUGAAGGGAAGCCUCUAUCUCAACUACACCAAAUGCAAAUACAAUGCAAGGCAGUUUGCUGGAAAGAUGACAAAACUAAAAUACAAAGCCAUGAAGACUCAGAGAACCAGAGUGGCCAAACAUCGGGCUCUGCAAACAGAGAGCAAGAACAUAACUUCUCUAAAACAGGCACACAGUGGGGGAUACAGGAACCACCAGCUUGUGGAGCAUCUCCCAAAUUGUGGCAACGUGAUUUUAAUAUGGAUGCAGAAUCACCGAAGGCAGAGAGUGAUGACAAGCCUGUUCCAGUGAAAACAGACAGAAAACCUCCCAUGCUCGGAAGUCACCCCAAACUUUACAGUAAAGAAAGAGGCGUGUCCACUGCCGUUGUGUUGAUAAGAGAUGGAUCCAGCCAAGCAAAGACAUGUGCGCCACUUACUCCGGAAGAGGUUCCCACCCUUCUCCAGGCCUCAUCUUCACCUGAGAUUGUAACCAAUGGCAGCACCCCAAGCAGUAGCAGUCACUCAGUUUCUAUGUUAUUAAAGGAGAAAGGUUACCAAGCUGACAUUGGAGCAGUGGUUGGUGAUAGCCAGAAUACAACGGUAGGGAAGGAGGUCCCGCAUAAACAUGUGAACUGCUUGGAGAUUCCACUUCAGACGCCCACAUAUGAUGGAGCUGAGUCACAUCGAGAGAAGACAUCCUCUGCUUCAUCCUCUGUGCCGAGCCCUUUGUUGCUGUUGGACCAUAUAGACAAACCCGCAAAUACCAGAGAGGACGAGGGGGGCCUCAUCAAACAAAAAACAACCACCCCACAAGGAAAUCUACUGGACCACUUUUCAACUCCCGACAAACAAAAGGAACAUAAAGAUUUUGAAGCAGUGAAAAGACAGGACCCAACUUUCCCCCCAAGGUCACCUGCAGUAAGACGAUUCAGACCUCAGCCAAUUGAGGUUAAGUCCCUUUCUAAAGAGACACCAAAGAAAGAGGCGACCAAAAAUAGCCAGACAAAUAGGCCGCAAACCAUCGAAGUUAAAUCGAUUGCAAAAAAUUCCAAAAAGCCAGCCGUACCUCCAAAACCAACUUGCAAAUUCAAACCUUUGGAUUUAGGAGCAAAGACUUGUGAAGCACCUGGAUCAGCUAUUACAAACGUAAAACCUCAGAAUGAGGAGAGGCCUCAAACCAUAGUAGUGUCAUCGCCCACAAUCUACAGAAAGAUCCCCAGUGAGUCCUCCGCAACGUCCAACCAAACAAGAAAAGUAGCCGUCUCUGCUGUUUCCGGCUUUAAACCCCUACCAAGCAAAAUAACAGCAACACUGUCAAGUGUCACAAACCAGGCUACAUCAUCAUCAGACAAAGAUGCUUCCAAAGGUCAGCUGCAGCAUCAAUGGACACCGCCUGUGAGAUCCGCACAUGUUCGAACUGUAACAUCAGCUCCUUUGCCCGGUGUUAUCCCAACUGAGGGUUCAAAUUCUGAUCCAGGAGCUAAACAAGUGACUGAACUAUCAUCUACAGGAGGCAUACAUACAAGCCCACCUGCUGUUGUGGAGCCAAACACAGAUGGAGUGCCUGUGACAACAUCUUCAAACAAUUCCAAACCACCUGCUGUGUUCUGUACAACACAAGCCCCAAGAGACGCACCGCAGCAAUACCGUGGGUCAUUGUCCACCGAACGCACCCAAAGGGCCGUUGAUCCACAUUUUUAUGCCUCAGAUGACCCUCCAAGCUACGAUGAAAGAGAAAGCUUCAGUCCCCUCAUGCCAGAUUUGACUCACCGGCGUUCAAAUCGCUAUCACAACCCCUCCAACCCUCCUCCUUGUUCCUGUACAGCUGGCUGCCCUCCUCAGCCAACUUUGCCCCCUCCGGCACCCCAUCACCACCAUCAUCACCACAGCCCACACAACCUCACCCCAACAGCACCUCCAAACUCCCCAGGUCAUGUGAUACCAUAUCAAGCCCCCCAGCCUGUCGUCUGUCCCCACCAGUACAGAGCAGAUCCUCAGCCCGUGAAUUUCCACCCCAGCUCAUCACCAAAGUCAAGUGCUUCCGGGCCAAGCCAGCCUCCCACCACGUACCCACCUCCUCACCAGCCUCCCCCAUGUCCUCCCCACCCCUCGCUCAUGCCGAUGGACCGCCCCAUGCCCACUGACCCCCGCCGGCUCGCUCCCCAUCGAUCCCUCCAGCAGCAGCCAGCAGGCAUGCCUGGUGCUCCUUACAGUGAUCCUGGGAACAGCCACUCCCCUGGCCUCGCUCCCAUGGAUCCGCAAUACAUGUGUGGGCAGUAUGGUUCUGAGUAUGGGGGUGACACCUCCAGUUUGUACUCAGAGAGCAGCUAUGGGCCAACACCUCGAAGAGUCCUCUUGGAUCCUGAAACGGGAAAGUAUUUUUAUAUCGAGGUGCCUAUGCAGCCCUUGAGGAAAAUGUUGUUUGACCCAGAAACUGGCCAGUAUGUGGAAGUUCUCAUCCCCCAGCAAGGGAUGUCUCACUCAGGCCUAUAUCCUCCAUCAGCAGCCCCAUACACAUCUCUCCAUAACCCUAAUAUGUACGGACCCAAUUCACAGUACAUGCCCUAUGCUGCUCCCCCUCCCACCGCUCAUCCCCAGCCUCAACACCAGCCACCUCGAUAUCCUGAGGCCUUAUCUGCAGUGUCAGUUCACCCAAGUGCGCCCAGUGGCAGCUAUAGGAAUUGUUCUGGUCAGGGAUCCAAACCAGAUGCCUCAAGCCAUCCACCAUUGCACCAGAGCUACCUGGAGGGUAUGUAUUAUCUUCCCACAGGGAUGAAUGCAGGCUCCAAUCCCACCCCACCAGUCUACUACCAUAAACAUCCACCCAGCCUUCCCCCAUCAGGGGGGAAAAGGUCCUGAAAUAGCGGACAUGGGCCGCCUUGCUGGAGCCUGUUAAGUUUUAAAUACACACUGUAUAAAGUAGAAGCCUAAUGUUAGCUUGUAAUGUUAUUUGACUUUUCAUGUUGUAAUUGAAGACAGCAAUUCAGUAUGUUGUUUAUCCACUGCUUCUUCUUGUCUUCAGAGCUGCUAUAUUAGAAUAAGAAACAGUUUUUGAGAUCAUGCUUUUCAAAUAUUAUUGCGGGAGAGGAGCUGAUAUAUUAUCCACAAACGUAAUUUUGUUUUUUAUACAAACGCUUUAAGUUAUCUUGCCAAAGUUCUCAAGUGAAACAUAAUCGCUGUGUGUACUUUAACAACAAAAUGUCUCCUAAAAUACUGGAAAAUGCUGUUGUAAAAGAACCUCAGUUGCUUUGUCAUUGCAUUUCCUUACAAACACAAGACUGAAUUGUGUGCAUGAUGUCAACAAUGACAAUGCCAAUAAAACAUGC
Hippocampus comes (tiger tail seahorse) is the source of this 9523-nucleotide messenger RNA. RefSeq lists its product as uncharacterized. The transcript is spliced from 2 exons. NCBI's taxonomy places the organism in Eukaryota, Metazoa, Chordata, Actinopteri, Syngnathiformes, Syngnathidae. Bases 1242 to 9056 code for a protein of 2604 amino acids. Gene Ontology annotation, cellular component: nucleoplasm. The record is from RefSeq and is a predicted model, not a curated record.